This is a messenger RNA of Cicer arietinum (chickpea), 1044 nucleotides long. RefSeq names its product rho GDP-dissociation inhibitor 1-like. The record is from RefSeq and is a predicted model, not a curated record. Gene Ontology annotation, cellular component: cytosol; membrane; cytoplasm. Gene Ontology annotation, molecular function: Rho GDP-dissociation inhibitor activity; protein binding. NCBI's taxonomy places the organism in Eukaryota, Viridiplantae, Streptophyta, Magnoliopsida, Fabales, Fabaceae. Gene Ontology annotation, biological process: Rho protein signal transduction.
CAAGACAAAAGUGAAAGUGAGUUUGAACAUACCACUACUGUGUACAGUAUUUUUGUCUCUUCGAAUAUUGUGCCAACAAAACCCUCCAAAAACACACAUAACUUCCCACAACACAACAUUUUGGUGAAAAAGAUGGACGGUGAUAAGAGAGCACAUGAAGAAGAAGCAGGUCCAUCUUCUGUGAUUGACAAAACCAAACAAGAAUUAACUGAAAAAAUCACUGAUACUUUUCAUGAUGCUAGUGAAGACGAGGAAGAAGAAGAAGUCAAUGGUCAUAAUAAAAAUGGUGUCUUUGUUCCUGGCCCUCUUCUUUCUCUCAAGGAACAGAUUGAAAAAGACAAGGAGGAUGAAAGUCUAAGAAGGUGGAAGGAGAAGCUGUUAGGUUGCUUGGAAAGUGAUUUACAUGGUCAAUUGGACCCUGAAGUGAAAUUCCACUCCAUUGGAAUUCUCUCUGAGGAUUUUGGUGAAAUUGUUACUCCUUUACCGGUGGAAGAAAAUCAGAACGGCCGUACGCUGUUCUCUCUAAGGGAGGGAUCUCGCUAUCAGCUUAAGCUUAAAUUUAGUGUUUUGCACAACCUUGUUUCUGGCUUGACUUACUCCAACACUGUGUGGAAAGGAGGGUUUCAAGUUGAUCAGAGCAAAGGAAUGUUGGGUACUUUUGCUCCACAAAAGGAACCAUAUGUAUAUGCCUUGAAAGAGGACACCACUCCCUCUGGUACACUUGCAAGGGGUGUUUACUCAGCAAAACUUAAGUUUGAAGAUGAUGAUAGAAGGUGUCAUAUGGAACUCAAGUAUUUGUUCGAGAUUAAAAAAAGCAGCUAGCUCGGGUUUUCUGACGCAUGGUUUUUUAUGCGUGAUUUAUCUUAAAUUCUUGAUUAUAUUUUGAACAUAAUUGUAGAUGAUAUGUUACUUUGUUUACUAAAAUACACAGAAGAGUGGUUUUGUUGUAAACUUCUGAUGGCUUAUUGUAAGCAACCAAAAAGUGACUAUAUUGAAUAUUUGAACUACAUAUAUGGCAGAAAAGUCUCAAUUUUUUUAAUGAAA